Molecule: messenger RNA, 384 nt
Organism: Adineta steineri
Lineage: Eukaryota; Metazoa; Rotifera; Eurotatoria; Adinetida; Adinetidae
Source: the annotation of a GenBank genome assembly
AUGACCGAAUUUACUAUUAAAAUCGAUCGUUUAACUGAACGUCUUCGUCGUGGUACAAUACAAUGUGAUCUUAUUGAACAACGAGCUUGUCUUGCUGAAGAACGUUUAUCAACACUCAAUCAAUCUGUACAAAGUCUUGCUCGUCUUAUUGAAGUUAGUCUUUUAAUACUUAUUUCGUCUGAUAAAGAAAAAUUCACAUGGAUACAAUUAAUUAAUAAUGAAAAUAAUCAAUUAACAAAUCCAAUGAUACAACAAUUUCUUUAUCGUCUUGAAUCUUAUUUGCAUCGAUCAAUAAAUGAUCAUGAAGAAAAACUAGAUUAUAUCAAAGCAUUAUCACUUGUUCAGAAACCUUCAUUUGUAUCAUCGAGUUUUUUUUUUAAAUAA